AUGGCUACGACACCACGGGCAUCGCAGCGAUUCUCGGUGCAGACGACAGCGAGUGCGUCGUCUGCCUCGUCCCAUCCCUACGCACCUCCAGCGGAGAGCAUGGACGCUAGCACGGCUGCGACGUACUCGUUUGCAUCGACCUCGUCCAACCCGCCACCCUUCUCGUCGCGACGCACCUCUGCCAGCACGCUAUCGAGUACCGCCAACAGCUUCCACCAAACAUCCCUGAUCUCCUCACCCCCUUCUCACCGUCCUGCCUCGACUCGACAGGUAUCGACGCCAAGUACGGGGCUGGGAAGCCGAUUCGCAUCGUUCACCUCGGCUGCUGACGAAAGCACCUCCGCCGGUAGGGUGGAUAUUGUGGAUCGACCGAGGGACAAGACGCGGCAGAACGAGGUGAAUGCGUCGGCGCUCUCGUUUCUGUUUGGCGAGAUCGUGAGCUAUACGCAGAACCGCGUGACGGGCGUGACGGACCUCGAGAAACGGCUCUCGCUCAUCGGGUACAGGGUGGGGCAGAGAGUGUUGGGCAUGGCAAUGCAUCGACAGGAGAUGCUGCAGAAUCCCAAAAACCCCAAGCGCGAAACCAAGCUGCUGCCGACAUUGCUCUGGAUCCAUACGGCGUUUUGGAAGGCGGCGUUUGGCAAACCCGCCGACUCUCUCGAACGGUCCACCGAGCCAGGAAGAUCCGACGAAUAUAUGAUCUCGACGAAUGUGCCUACGUUUAGUCGGGCGAUUUGUGUGCCCAACGACAUGUCGCAGCUGUCCGUCGAAGCGAUCACGGCGGGCAUGGUUGAAGCGGCGCUGGACGGACUAGGCUUCCCUGCGCGCGUCACAGCACACACGGUCGGAACCCCACAACACCCUCAACGCACCACGAUCCUCAUCAAGCUCGACGCGGCGGUGAUGCAGCGUGAAGAAGCCCUCGCCUCGUAA
Moesziomyces antarcticus is the source of this 933-nucleotide messenger RNA. RefSeq names its product BET3 family protein. The coding region runs from base 1 to 933 and encodes 310 amino acids. Gene Ontology annotation, biological process: endoplasmic reticulum to Golgi vesicle-mediated transport. Gene Ontology annotation, cellular component: TRAPPII protein complex; TRAPPI protein complex; TRAPPIII protein complex. Lineage: Eukaryota; Fungi; Basidiomycota; Ustilaginomycetes; Ustilaginales; Ustilaginaceae. The transcript has 2 exons. The record is from RefSeq and is a predicted model, not a curated record.